UAGAGAUGGAAACAAAUUGCAACAAGUAGUUUAUUUUUGCGCCAAACUCCAACUGGCAAAGGGGAAAAAAAAGAAAAAAAAAUCUAUUCAGAGGAUUCACAGUCGCUUACGAUUAACGGUUACAAAAUUAUUUUUUGGCAUUUUUUUUAUCCAUAAUUACAAAUAUUCUCAUAUACUUCCCAUCUUUCACUUUUCAGAUUCAAUUCAGACUAAAAUCCGUUCUGGAAAAUUUCAUAUUUCGUCCAUAAAUCAAACAAUCACCGCUCCACUUACAGUGAAGGGUGUUGCAGAUGUGAUUACAUUUAUAUUUUAGGUGUGUAAACAAUCCAGUGGCACUACAACUUUUCUCGAAGAGGGGAGCUCCUUAGAGAGAACUGCAGAUAUUUUUUACUAUGAUCAUUGAUCAAAGAUGAUCAUUUGUUAAGGAACAAUAAAAUAUACGAAGUCUAAUCCAAUGCAGGAUUUAGCAGAUAUUGAGUACCCAAUCUUGAGUAGAGUCAGAACACAGGUUGAGGUAUUACCAAUUCUAAGGCUUACACGGAAACGAUGGUGGAUGUUUGUGGCAAUCAAUAUUGCCUUUGUUGUUUUAGGGCAAACUGGAGCUGUUCUGCUAGGCAGAUUUUAUUAUGCUGAAGGUGGAUCAAGCAUGUUUUUGGCCACUAUUGUACAAACUGCAGGGUUUCCCAUACUUUUUAUUCCACUGAUCCUUAUUCCUUUACCGGCAUGUUCUUCACCUCCACCCGAUCCACAUACGAAGACACACAUUGCCUUGAUCUAUCUUUCUCUCGGUGUACUUCUUGCUGGUAACAAUUUACUUUAUUCUGUGGGACUUUUAUUUCUCUCAGCCUCUAGCUAUUCCCUCAUCUGUGCAACACAACUAGCUUUCAACGCAGUAUUCUCGUACUUUCUCAAUCAUCAAAAGUUCACCCCUUUAAUCUUGAACUCGGUGGUGAUUCUCUCGUUUUCUGCAUCUCUACUAGCUGUGAAUGGUGAUUCUGACUCACCAGCAGGGGUAUCCAAACUGGAAUAUGCUAUUGGUUUUUUAUGCACUCUUGGUGCCUCAGCUGUGUAUGCACUUCUCCUGUCUCUGAUGCAGCUUUCCUUUCAGAAAGUGUUAAAAUCUGACAGUUUUGCUUUAGUUAUGAAGAUGCAAAUCUACACUUCGUUGGUAGCAACAAUAGUUUCAACAGGUGGACUUUUUGUAAGCGGACAAUGGAGGACUUUACAGAGAGAGAUGGAAAAUUUCAACAGUGGACCUGCUUCGUACUUGAUGACCUUGGUUUGGACUGCUAUAUCUUGGCAAAUUUGUUCUGUGGGUGUAGUGGGAUUGAUUUUUUUGGUGUCUUCUCUCUUCUCAAAUGUCAUUAGUACAGUAGCUCUUACUGCUGCUCCUAUUGCUUCUCUCAUAGUUUUCCAUGAAUCAAUGAAUGGCGCAAAGGCAAUCGCGAUGCUUCUGGCAUUAUGGGGUUUUGCUUCUUACUUAUUUCAGAAUUAUUUGGAUGAUAGUAGAACUAUGGAACACCCUAGAUCCAUGGAAACAGACAGCACUCCCAGCAGUGUCAAUGAGAUCCGCAAAGAGUCUUCCUGUAUUGUGUCUUUAGCAGUAAGUUAGCACUCACAACAUUCUUUCAGAUUUACUCCCUCUGUUUAACAAUCUCAUUCUUUUACUCCGUAAUUACUAUCUUUAUGUAUUCUUCUGAAUGUUGUAAUGAAACAGAGCGAGUAUAUUCAACGACCAGUUUGUAUUAAUCCCUAAGGGUGCCCUCCAUUGUUGUAUCUGUAGCAGAAGUGAACUAGUGGUUAUAUUCAUUUCAUUUAAUUGUAGAUUCAACAUUUGAUUGUAUGUAUUGUUCACUACUGUCAUUUUUAAACGAUAAUGUAAAGCAUUUGCUGUUGUUUUGUGA
Messenger RNA from Spinacia oleracea (spinach), 1904 nucleotides. Its product is annotated as probable purine permease 11. Gene Ontology annotation, molecular function: purine nucleoside transmembrane transporter activity. Lineage: Eukaryota; Viridiplantae; Streptophyta; Magnoliopsida; Caryophyllales; Amaranthaceae. Gene Ontology annotation, cellular component: membrane. The record is from RefSeq and is a predicted model, not a curated record. The transcript has 3 exons. The coding region runs from base 455 to 1612 and encodes 385 amino acids.